Drosophila bipectinata is the source of this 813-nucleotide messenger RNA. RefSeq names its product CTD nuclear envelope phosphatase 1 homolog. The record is from RefSeq and is a predicted model, not a curated record. Gene Ontology annotation, molecular function: phosphoprotein phosphatase activity. NCBI's taxonomy places the organism in Eukaryota, Metazoa, Arthropoda, Insecta, Diptera, Drosophilidae.
AUGAAUAAGAUAACAAUCUUUUUUGUAGUGGCCUCUAUAGUGGGGGUGCUCUACUUGGCUUACCGCCUCAUACCCAGAAUCCGUAUCUGGGUAGCUCACUUCAAGAAAAUAAUCCGCAUCUGGGUAGCGCACUUCAAGAAAAUAUACCACGGCUAUUGUGUGAUCACCUACAUGGAUGAUGAGAAACUGUCUGAGGUGUCCAAACGUCGACUGGAAGUCGUGGGCAAGAAAACCCUGGUCCUCGAUAUGGAUGAAACCCUAAUGACUGCGGUGAUCCAGAGGUGCCAGCGACAAAAGCUACCCGAAUUUCCUUAUGACCACAAACUUAUAUUACAGAGACAUGAUGCAAGUGCAGUCUACGUUUACAAACGACCGCAUGUGGACUACUUCUUGGACUGUGUAUCCAAGUGGUACGAUUUGGUUAUUUUUACAGCCAGCACUAGUAAUUACGCUGGACCGAUUUUGGACUACCUGGAGAGAGGCAAGGGCAUCCUGAGGAAGCGCUUGUUCCGUGAAGACUGUAUCGAUGUCCUUGGGUUGAAGGCCAAGUAUGUGUCACUGGCUUCCCCGGACUUGGCCAAUGUUUUCCUGUUGGACGAUUCCAAUGUUGAGUGCCGUUUCAACGCAGGCAACGCCAUAAAGAUCUCAUCGUAUGUGAUUGGAAAGCGGGAUCAGGAACUGAUAAAUAUCCUGCCCUUUUUGGAUUGUCUUCGAUUCACACAGGAUGUGAGAUCAGUGCUUGGGCUUUGCACUCGUUUUGAGUGUCUUACCACCAACCAUUGCAAACUGAUUAAAGGACGUCGUCCUAUUUAA